AUGUCUCCUUCUCCUCCCCUCAAAGUUGCUGUGAUCGGCCCAGCAGGUUUCGGUGGUUCUUACCUCUCCGUUGAACUACUAAAUCGAGGCCACACUGUAAUUGGGAUAUCUCGCAGCCCAGCAAAACUUGGAAAACACGAGCGCUAUGUCCCCCGACCUGUGGAUAUAGAUACAGCAUCGAUCGAAGAGAUAGCUGAAAAGUUCAAAGAUGCAGAUGCGCUUGUAUGUGAGUUUGGGCCUCAUACAACAGGAGCAGGUGCAUUGCUAUAUAUGCCCUUCCUCGAAUCCGUCCGCAAAAUCAUCCUCGCCCACAAACUCCACCCAACUCCUUACUUCCUCUUCGUUGGUGGCGCCGGCUCUCUCCACGUCCCCGGCACCUCGCUCCCCUGCGUCGACCACCCGGACUUCUUCCUCGCCUACCGCCGCGCAAUCUCCACAUCCCUCGCUCACAUCGCGUACAUGGAGGAGCGCCUCGGGAUUAUGGGCACGGCGCUGCGUCGGUACCGCUCUGCACGUCUGGCGUCGCCGCCCUCAGAAGAGGAUUUGGCUGUUAUAGCGGAAUAUGAGCGCCAUAUUCGAGGCAAGGAUGAUGCGAGCGAUUUCAUCAAAGCGGGGCGUACGGCGUAUAUGUUUUUCGAUGGGAGAACGGAUUUUAAGUGGAGUUUCGUUUCGCCGCCUGCGUUGUAUCGGCCGGGAAAGCGGACAGGGAAAUAUGAGAUUAGUGUGGAUGAUAUGGUGCUUUUGGGGAGCCAGAAGCAGGGGAAGGAUAUUUUCGAGGGGCGACUGACGGGGAUUAGUGUAGGGGAUAUGGCGAUUGCGAUUGCUGAUGAGGUAGAGCAGAAGAAGUUGGUUGGGACGCAUUGGUCGGCUUGGGGAGAUGUUAGUGAAGAUGUGCCUGCGCCUGCAUAUGCGUCAUUGGAGGGGGUGGAUGGAGGGAGUAAGUAG
Bipolaris oryzae ATCC 44560 is the source of this 945-nucleotide messenger RNA. RefSeq lists its product as uncharacterized. Lineage: Eukaryota; Fungi; Ascomycota; Dothideomycetes; Pleosporales; Pleosporaceae. The transcript is spliced from 2 exons. The coding region runs from base 1 to 945 and encodes 314 amino acids. The record is from RefSeq and is a predicted model, not a curated record.